AUGAUGUUCUUUAAAAGAAGGUAAGAACUUGAAUAAAAAUUGAUUCAAGCUGAAAAUGAAAAUAAGUAAUAAAAAUAUAUUAAAGAAAAAUAAGAAGAUAAAAACUAUUAAUAUCAACUAACUAUUGAUGAAAAAUUAGAGAAAAUAAAAAAUUUGGAAUAUGAAAUUAAGUAAUUAAUAUUAAUAAUUUUUUUUUAGAAAAAAAACAUAGGAUAUCAAUGAUCAGAAGUAUAUGAUACAAAAAAAAGAAGAGUAACUAAAAUAAAAAGAGGAUUAAAUAAUUGAUCUAAAUUAAAAUUUAAAAGUUCUGCAAAUAACUAUAAAAAAAAAUAAUGAAAUCUUCUAGUAAACAAUAUAAGAGGUCAAGUAGAUGAGUUCUAAGGCAAUAAUCAAAUUAGAAAUAGAAAAAGGAUGGAAAGUUUUCAAAAAUGCUGAUGGGAAAUUAAAAGAGAUCGUAAAAAAAGAACAAGAUAUAAAAGAAAACACUUUAUAAAUUAAUUAAGAAGUUGAUGAAUUGCUAAUACUAAUUAAAAAUAACUCUAAUGAUUAAAUGUAAGAAGAAAAAAGAUAAUCAAUAAUGAAAAAAUUCCAAGAUGUAAAAAACACGAUAAAAUCUGUUAGAGAGAGAUUAGAAGAGAUAAUUAAAAAAUAAAGCAAAGCAUGGGGUUCAGCAAGAAUAGCUGAUACAGAGCAAAUGUAAAGCGUAAAAUUAAAUUUGGAAGCAAUGAUAUCUUAUUCAAAACUUUUUGAUCAUUUAUUUUAGGUAGUCACCUAUCUAGUAGAAUAGUCUAUUGAAUAUUAAUAAUAAGACAGUGAAGUUAUAAAAUAAUAAAGCAGUAUAGCUUUAAAAAUAACGAAUAAUAGAAAUCUCACCAAUAAUUAUUCAAUUGUAGUCAAUAAUAUAGAUUCACAAAAUGAUCGUUAAUUACUUUAUGCGAAUAUUGCUACCUAAUCCUUUGAUACAAGUAAAUAUUGUCAAAUUAUUUAAAGUCUCAAUGAAAGAUAACAACUCAUAAACAGAUAAUGAAAUUCCUUUGAAUUAAGAAGAUAUAUUCGUGAAUUCUGUAACCUAAAGUCCGACGAAAAAUCCAUAUAGGUAAAAAUGGCGAAACUUUUCAUAAUUAACAUCAAAAUUUAAAACGGAAUAAGCCAAUUGA
Messenger RNA from Paramecium primaurelia, 1157 nucleotides. The record is from the annotation of a GenBank genome assembly. Lineage: Eukaryota; Ciliophora; Oligohymenophorea; Peniculida; Parameciidae.